Candoia aspera is the source of this 3130-nucleotide messenger RNA. It is a transcript of the gene ESRRA, whose product is annotated as estrogen related receptor alpha. Gene Ontology annotation, cellular component: chromatin; nucleus. Gene Ontology annotation, molecular function: estrogen response element binding; nuclear receptor activity; nuclear steroid receptor activity. The record is from RefSeq and is a predicted model, not a curated record. NCBI's taxonomy places the organism in Eukaryota, Metazoa, Chordata, Lepidosauria, Squamata, Candoiidae. The transcript is spliced from 7 exons. Gene Ontology annotation, biological process: nuclear receptor-mediated steroid hormone signaling pathway; regulation of transcription by RNA polymerase II. Bases 199 to 1461 code for a protein of 420 amino acids.
UGGGCUGCGAUGUCCUUUUGUGUCCUAGAGCGCGGUGCCAGCGCGCGGCUCCUCCUGCCCAUGGCCCGGCCGGUCCCCGGCGCGCGGGGCCACUGAGCCACCCGCCCGGACGCGCGCCAGCGCCCGUGCGCCCGAGCGGCCCCUGCCCGGCCGCCCCCGCCCCGAGCCCUUGGUCCGCGCCCCAAGAGCUCUCCAGCCAUGUCAUCCCGGGAACGCCGGACGGAAUUCUUCAUUAAAACCGAGCCAGCUUCUCCAGAUAGCCUCGUCCAACACAGCCCCAGUGGCUCGUCGGACACAAGCACCAGUGGAGCACCUGCUGAACUCGAGCCUGCAAGCACCUUACCCACCGGGACGGGGGCAUCCCGCCGACGCCAUGAUGACGACCCAGAUGAGGCUCCUGGCAGGGGAAAGUAUAUGUUAAGCACCAUGCCCAAGCGACUGUGUUUGGUAUGCGGUGACAUCGCCUCGGGGUACCACUAUGGCGUGGCCUCCUGCGAAGCGUGCAAAGCAUUUUUCAAGCGAACGAUUCAAGGAAGCAUCGAGUACAGCUGCCCAGCCACCAAUGAGUGUGAAAUAACUAAGCGUCGCCGGAAAGCGUGCCAGGCGUGCCGUUUCACCAAGUGCCUGCGUGUGGGCAUGCUGAAAGAAGGGGUACGCCUCGAUCGGGUACGUGGAGGCCGACAGAAAUAUAAGCGCCGACCAGAGGUGGAGGGUGCCCCCUACCCCAGCACUUUUGUGACCCCGCAGAUCGCCACAGCGACCGCCAAGAAGUCGGCACCGAUGAACACAAUGGUGUCACACUUGCUGGUAGCAGAACCGGAGAAGCUGUACGCCAUGCCCGACCCAGCGCUUCCCGAAGGGCCUGCCAAAGCUGCUAGUACUUUGUGUGAUCUGGCGGACAGGGAAAUUGUUGUCAUCAUUGGCUGGGCCAAAAAUAUACCGGGAUUUCCAGCAUUAUCCUUGGCAGACCAGAUGUCUGUCCUGCAGAGCGUCUGGCUGGAAGUUUUACUCCUUGGAGUAGCCUGGCGCUCGCUGCCAUGCGAAGACGAGAUUGUCUUUGCAGAAGACUUUGCUCUCGACGAAGAGGCCGCCCGGACGGCGGGGCUGCUGGAGCUCAGCGGGGUGGUCCUGCAGCUGGUGCGCAAGUACCGUGCCCUGCGCUUGGAGCGCGAGGAAUACGUGCUGCUUAAGGCAUUGGCCCUUGCCAACUCAGACUCUGUGCAUAUUGAGGACAUGGCGGCCGUGCAACGCCUCCGCGACGUGCUUCACGAAGCGUUGCUGGAGUACGAAGCAUCGCGGCGCCCGGAGGAGCCUCGCCGAGCCGGCCGCCUUCUGCUCACCCUCCCUCUCUUGCGUCAAACCGCCACCCGGGUCCUGCACCAUUUCUACAGCCUGAAACUGGAGGGCAAAAUUCCCAUGCAUAAGCUCUUCCUGGAGAUGUUGGAAGCCAUGAUGGACUGAAGAAAAGAGGCUGGGAAUCGGGGGCCGGAUUCCAAGGCGGGGAGGCAAGACAUCCAGGACGGGGACGGGAUGCAGCGGAGGCCUGGAUGCAGUUUCCCCCGCGCUGUGAAUCCCCGCCACCCUCGCAUACCACGCUAACAUGCAUUUCACUGUAUGCCGACCUUGCGGGCGCCCCACAGCUUCGUGUGCAGCGGAGAGUGCGAUUGGAAAGUAGACACACCACAGCGACCCUUCCCGGAGGGGACUGAUGUAUGGGGCUGGUUGGCGGAGAGAGGGAGAAAUGUUUUGGAAGCCAUAUUUAAAUUUAAUUUAUUGAUAGGGAAAUGGGGUGGGGGGGAGGUUAGAUCGGUGUUUUUCCACCUUGGCCCCUUGAAGAUGGGUGGACUUCAACUCCCAGAAUUCCCCAGCCAGCCAAGCUGGCUGGGGAAUUCUGGGAGUUGAAGUCCACCCAUCUUCAAGGGGCCAAGGUGGAGAAACACUGGUUAGCUAUGGUAGCGCUCGCAAUCACAUUUGGCUUAGUGUUGUGUGAAAGGGACACAGGGAAGGAGGGCUCCUGUCUUGAUCUUGUCAGGGACGGGGUGGGGGAAUUGGAGCUGUCCCAUCUCAGAAGCGACAAGUGCAGGGCUGGGACAGAGAAUCCAAGCCGGACUUCCCUCGGCUUUCUUUCGGGAGGGCAUCUGCCCUGCUGCCCAGCCCUUCUGCCCGACGCUGCCUGGUCAACCCUUGGGCUUGCUUCUCAUUCAGCGCACUUUAAUACAUUGUCGGAUGUCACUGGAUGCCCCAGGAAUUCGGGGCGCAGAGAACGGGGGAAAGGAGACGGGACUCUGACUCGCUUUGCCUUGUCGAUGCCACGCUGUCUCCGCGCACUCUUGGGGGGGGGACGGCCCUCUGCGUUUCUCCCCCCCACCGCCCCCAAGACCUGCCCCCUCCCUCCCUCCUUCCUUCCCAGAACGUUGCAUUAUCACUUUUAAGCAAUAACUUUAAAAAAAAAAAAUGGGGUGGGGAGAGUUGGGUUCCCCAAGGGGGCUGUCUGUUUUGCGUGUAACCCGCCUUAAAACCCGGGGAAGAGGUGGGCUGUGGCGAGGGAUCAAGCCCACCCACCACCCCCCGAGAUGAAAAAAGGCAGGGCCUUUCGUUCACCAUCCUUCACUUAAUUCCCAUGUAGCAAUAGUUAAAAAGGCAACUCUGCUUUUUUUUUCCUUUCAGGUGUGAUGCCCUGUCUCCUCUCCCCUUGCCAUAGCAGACCGAGCAGGUGAUCCCCCCCCGCAUCAAGCCAAACUCAACUUCUACCCAAAGCAAUAAAACACCUUUUCCUCUCAAUUCCCUUCCUUCCCGCUAAAUUUAGGAAGGGAGGCCAUGUGGCCUGAACGGGAGAGCCAUGUACAUAGCAAUAUAUUUUACUGUAUAUUUGUUGCAGGAAAAAAAAAAAGAUCUUUCCCCCUCGCUGGCUCACUUGCCCCUUGCCCAAAGGGGCAGGGUGACAUUACCUUGGCCCUGGAGGGGGAAGGGAGUAAAAGGAGGUGGGAAAACAGACGCUGGAUUUUUUUUUUAAUUAAAUUAUGUGUGUGUACAUAUUAUAAAUACCUCUGAUCUGUGUAUAGGCGGUUAUACAUUCAUAGAGAGCUCUAUUACUGAAAAAAAUUAAAACGAGGCCAAUGCGGCCAAAGGC